Messenger RNA from Syngnathus typhle (broad-nosed pipefish), 5432 nucleotides. RefSeq names its product adenylate cyclase type 1-like. Gene Ontology annotation, biological process: cAMP biosynthetic process; intracellular signal transduction; adenylate cyclase-activating G protein-coupled receptor signaling pathway. Bases 33 to 3662 code for a protein of 1209 amino acids. Gene Ontology annotation, molecular function: adenylate cyclase activity. The record is from RefSeq and is a predicted model, not a curated record. The transcript has 20 exons. NCBI's taxonomy places the organism in Eukaryota, Metazoa, Chordata, Actinopteri, Syngnathiformes, Syngnathidae. Gene Ontology annotation, cellular component: plasma membrane.
GGACAGGGAGCGAGAGAGAUAGAGAGGGAGGGAUGUUGACUUUUCCGACAACACACCAAAUCUUGUCAACCUGUGGACAGGCCGCGCACGCCCCCUCCCUGCCUCCCUACCUCCCUCCCUCCCUACACUUGUGCCACCGCCCCAGCCCUCGCACUUGCCACGGAGCCGCGAAGUCUAGGGAGGGGGGGGGGCCAAAUUGCGAGAUCGCACCGGAGGGAGUGCGAGCAAGAAAGUUGAAGCGUCCGUGCGCCAGCCGUCCCCGCUUAGUGAAUGGCCCCGUCAUGGAGGCGAUGCCUUUGCCGAGAGUCAAGAGCCGGCGGAGAAAGGCGCGCUGCCCGGCCACCGCACCGCUGGACGCCUUCGUGUGCGAGGACGAGUUCAACAGCCAUGAGCUGGAGGCUCUUUUCCAAAACUACAACCUGAAGCUGGAGCAGACGGCCACCCUCAAGGCGCUGGCGGUGCUGAUCGUGGCCGCGUCGUCACUGUCCCUCGUGGAGCUGCUCUCCAACCCGCGUCUCAGCCUCUCCAAGGGCUCCAACCCGGUGCACUGCGUGGUUUUCCUUUCGCUCUUCAUCGUCACCAACGUGAAAUACCUGCAGGUGACGCAGCUGCAGCAAACUGCCAAGCUGGCCCUACUCUUCAGCUUCACCUUCGCGCUGCUCUGCUGCCCGUUCCCGCUGGCCUCUGCCGCGUCGGAGCCGGCGGCGGCGGGCGCCCCCGCGCCCGAGCAAGGCGUGUGGCAGCUCAUGCUGGUCACGCUGGUGGCUUACGUGUUGCUGCCGGUGCGGACUCUGCUGGCGGUGCUCUUCGGCGUCAUGCUGGCUACGUCCCACUUUAUUGUCAUCUCCACGUCCGUCAGCAGGAGGGCGCGGGAGCUGUGGAGACCGUUGGCGGCCAAUGCGGUACUUUUCGGCAGCGUCAACUUGCUGGGGGUGUUUGUGCGCAUUCUGACCGAGCGCACGCAGAGGAAAGUCUUCCUGCAGGCCCGCAACAGCAUUGAGGAGCGGCUGAGACUGGAGGACGAAAACGAGAAACAGGAGCGUCUCCUAAUGAGUCUGCUGCCCAGAAACGUUGCCAUGGAGAUGAAGGAGGACUUUCUCAAACCCCCCGAGAGGAUCUUUCACAAGAUCUACAUUCAACGUCACGACAAUGUCAGCAUACUGUUUGCAGAUAUCGUGGGCUUCACCAGCUUGGCUUCUCAGUGCACAGCACAGGAAUUGGUCAAGCUGCUCAACGAGCUCUUUGGGAAGUUUGAUGAACUUGCUACAGAGAACCACUGCAGGCGAAUAAAGAUCCUGGGGGACUGUUAUUACUGCGUGUCGGGACUGACCCAACCCAAGGCUGACCACGCCCACUGCUGUGUAGAGAUGGGCCUUGACAUGAUUGACACCAUAGCGUCAGUGGUGGAGGCGACCGAGGUGGACUUGAACAUGCGCGUUGGCCUGCACACGGGACGAGUGCUGUGUGGCGUGCUGGGCCUCCGGAAAUGGCAGUACGACGUCUGGUCAAACGACGUGACUUUGGCUAACGUGAUGGAGGCUGGGGGGCUGCCUGGUAAGGUCCACAUAACAAAGACCACCCUGGAGUGUUUGAACGGCGACUACGAGGUGGAACCCGGCUUUGGCCACAAGCGACACGCCUUCCUUCAGAAACAUCACAUCGAGACAUUUUUCAUUGUGCCGUCGCACAGGCGCAAAAUCUUUCCUGGUUUGAUUCUGUCCGACAUCAAACCAGCCAAGAGGAUGAAGUUCAAGACGGUGUGCUACCUGCUUGUUCAACUCAUGCACUGCAGGAAGAUGUUCAAGGCGGAGAUCCCCUUCUCCAAUGUCAUGACCUGUGAGGAUGAUGACAAGCGGAGAGCUUUAAGGACGGCGUCCGAGAAGCUGCGCAGUCGGACGUCUUUCUCAGCGGCCGCUGUCCAGCACUCGCCUGGAACUCGAGUCAACCGCUACAUCGGCCGCCUCAUUGAAGCUCGCCAGACCGAGUCGGGGACGUCCGACCUCAAUUACCUGACCUUGUUCUUUCGGAAUAGAGACAGGGAGCGCAGGUAUAACCAGAUGUGUGACGAUCAUUUCAUCGGCGCAGUGGUUGUCUCUCUGAUCCUGGCGGCGUUUUUUGGCCUCAUCUAUCUCUUAAUGAUCCCGCAGGCCUUGCCGGUUUUGCUUCUGCUGGUGUUCUGCGUCUGUUUUCACGUGGCCUGCGUCAUGUACCUGCACCUCACCAGUCUUCAGUGCCAACCGGGCUGCCUGACCAUCCAGAUACGGACGCUUGUGUGCGUCUUCCUUGUUUUGCUCUCGUAUUCGGUCGCACAGGCCAGCAUGUUGGGCUUUAUUCCGUGGGGUCGCGUUCAAGUCAGCUCCAACAAUUCUCCCGACGACGCGUUUGCUGUCGAAGCACUCAACAUCACGAUCGCAAAUGGAGCAGAGUGUCGUCACUGCCCAAGAUUCUGCUGCUGCUCCUCCUGUCUGUCACCUACACCGUCAUGGUGGAGACCAGCGGCUAUCGGCAAGCUGUCGGGUAAGACUCAAAGUGCAUUGGGUGCUGGUCGGAUCCGUGCGUGGGAUCCAUCCUACCGUGCCGGUGGAACGUGUGCUCUGUUUUUCAGCGGUGGCUUUCUCCACACUCGAGCUUCUGAUCCCGUGUUGGCCGUCUUGCUGUUCUCUGGUGCGCUGGCUCUCCACUCAAGGCAGCUCGACCUCAAGCUGCGUCUUGACUACCUGUGGGCAACUCAGGCAGAAGAGGAGAGAGAUGACAUGGAGAAAGUGAAACUGGACAACAAGAGAAUCCUGUUCAACCUGCUGCCGGCACACGUGGCUCAACACUUCCUCAUGUCCAACCCCAGGAACAUGGACCUGUAUUACCAGUCCUAUGCUCAGGUUGGAGUACUGUUUGCUUCCAUUGCCAACUUCAAUGACUUCUACAUCGAACUGGAUGGAAACAACAUGGGCGUCGAAUGUCUCAGGCUGCUCAAUGAGAUCAUUGCUGAUUUUGAUGAGCUGAUGGAUAAAGAGUGCUACAGAGAUAUUGAGAAAAUCAAGACAAUUGGCAGCACUUACAUGGCUGCCGUGGGGCUCGUUCCUACAACUGGCUCAAAGAAUUCCAUCACCUCACAUCUAUGCACAGUAGCAGAUUUUGCCAUUGAGAUGUUCGAUGUCCUGGAUGCAAUUAACUAUCAGUCUUACAAUGACUUUGUCCUUCGAGUGGGAAUCAACGUGGGUCCAGUGGUGGCAGGAGUCAUUGGGGCCAGGCGGCCUCAGUAUGACAUCUGGGGCAACACUGUCAAUGUAGCAAGCAGAAUGGAUAGCACUGGAGUCCAAGGCAAAAUACAGGUGACAGAAGAUGUCUACCGUCUCAUCGCAAACCACUAUAACUUUGUUUGCCGGGGCCAAGUCAGCGUCAAGGGCAAAGGUCAGAUGCUGACAUACUUCCUGGAAGAGCGGAAGCAAGACUGCGGCCCGUCUCAAUCCCUCCAGCAGCAGCGCCGCAACACAGAGCAGCGCUUAAGCACCUUUGGCCAAGGGAAUGUUCGCACCAGGUUGAGCCCGGCGCCGACGCUCGCCACCUACGGUACGGUCAGGACCCCCGGCCCCUGCGUGGCCAAAGCAACGAGCUCCGCCGGCACCAUGAGGUACCUGCCGUCCGUCCCUGUGGCAGUCGUGUGACGUCUCCAGAGUGGCAGUUGGAAAUGGGAGCAAAAUGAGGGCGGAGACGUCCUCACGGACUCGAGCCUGCACUGCGUUGGCCUCGAAUGGAGCUCAAGUCCAGUUUGUUGCUUGACGCCACCAUGCAGGAGGCUCGUCGUCAAAAGCCAAGGAUGCGUCCGGGAUUUCCGUGGAAACGCCUCCAUGUGUCGAAUCCACCGAAUCAGCAUCAAAACAUGCAGCGAUCCUCGUGUAGCACGCAACAAAUUCCUUUAAGCGCAUGAGCCCACCCACAGUCUCAAACCAAAUCAGUGAGAUUUGCCUUAGCGGCUUUUUGAUGUUGACUUUUAUAGAUGACGCUUUUACUGCCGCGGCAUCACCGGCAACGAGACACGGUGUAUAGUUUUGAGUCGACGGAGCCAAAUGUGUAAUUAUGCUGAUCAACUUGCCAAAAUGCAACAGGGCAAGGCCUUUAAUUGUUUGUAGCUGAUCGUAAACCUCAUAUGACACACGAGGUGAUUUCAUUUUUGGGGCCUGAGCUGCUAAGUGCAUGUAGCCGCCGCCGCUGCGUUCCGCUCACGUUGCCGGUUGUUUGCCUGUGAUGCUUGAUUUCCAGAUCCUUCCUUGUCCAAGUGUAGCAAUAAGAUGCUCGGUGUCCUCUUGCAACAUUCUCACCUUUGCAUGCCGGAUCCUGGUUCGAUUUUGCUCGUAGAAUGUGCGUAGUUAGCCUCGCCAGUCUCCGGCGUACCUCUGCCCAGUUGAAGCAUCACUUUGAAAGCCUGUUUUCCAUGUCACGGUGAGCGCGACUCGUAGCUAAUGGAAAUAGAACAAAAAGAAUCUGUGGAUUUAUUUAUUUAUUGAGUAAUAUUUUUAUCGUUUAAUAGUGGUCUAUUUUUACAAUCUAAAAUAUGCUUUCAUAUGUCAAAUAAAAUGUCUGUUUAUAAGGAGUGAGUCAGAAAAGCUGCAUGUCUUCCUCAUGCUGACAAGUUCAGAUUCUUUUGUGGGAUAGCAUGCUACACGCUAAUAAAGAAAGAGCCGCGGCCCGUGAUGCGUGUGCAUCGAUGGAAGCUGCUGUGGCCAACACGUGGAAUUGACGUGCAGGUUCUCUCCGGGUAGCGGAACUCUCGAAUGUAAGGUGCUUUCUCGACUUGUGUCUUCUUCAAAAGCUCGCUGUACAACAUUUCAGGAUAGUUGGACGUGACGUGUUGAGGUGGUGUGGGGGGCGGGUCCUCCUCCCUGCCCCUGCCCCUGCUCUUUCCCACCACAGUCAAUUGGUUUGUAACGUGCCAACCUAUUUUCAUAAACAUAUCAAACUUGGUGUUGAGCUGUAGCACAAUGAAUGUGUGCCUGCGGUUACGUGCAUGCGGACGUUCUCGGUUGAAUGGUUUCAUUUCGAUUCUUUGCGCCGUUAAUGAGCAGUGUUUUUUUUCCUUGUCUCAAACGGGACAUGAGCAAGACGAUGUCGUGCUUACGACGUUGAAAUUGUUUGACUGGCAAUGCUUGCUUUACCUUUUUCAAAACGGUGAUGACUUUUAUAUGAUCCUUUCAAGUCGAUGGCCAGUGGUUGUGUACGACGUCCCUGUAAAUUGCUUAUUUUGAUACUGGAUGCCAUUGUCGUAUGCAGGUCUUUCUCGCUAUUGUACAUUGUCGUCUUUUUCACAACUAAAACUUUUGUUGACAAUCUCCAGAUGUUUUAUGUGAAUUGAAAGGACAUACUUUGUAUCCGUGUUUACAUUUGAAUGACAUUAAAGUAUUGUGAAUGUGAAAAUAAAGCAAGAGAGAAUUGCGUCA